Notolabrus celidotus (New Zealand spotty) is the source of this 551-nucleotide messenger RNA. RefSeq names its product cytochrome c oxidase subunit 8A, mitochondrial. The coding region runs from base 64 to 285 and encodes 73 amino acids. Lineage: Eukaryota; Metazoa; Chordata; Actinopteri; Labriformes; Labridae. The transcript is spliced from 2 exons. Gene Ontology annotation, cellular component: mitochondrion. The record is from RefSeq and is a predicted model, not a curated record. Gene Ontology annotation, biological process: mitochondrial electron transport, cytochrome c to oxygen.
CACAGCUAACGUUACGAAAGCUUCUCUAAAGGACAGAAGAAGAAGAAGAAGAAGAAGUCAAACAUGUCUGGACUCCUGAGGACCAUCGCGACCCGCGCGACCUGCGCUGCCCCUUCCCUGCGACCACAGACCGUCAUGCAGAGGGCCAGCAUCUACUCCAGACCGGCCAAGGGGAAGGUCGGAGCCGUGGAAACUGCGAUUGGGAUCAGCAUGUUCUCCCUGGCUAUCCUGGGACCAGCCGGGUGGAUUCUAUCUCACCUGGAGGAGUACAAGACGAAAGAGUAAUGUGGACAUUUUAGCAGUCUCUUACCUGGUGCGUCCAGCAUCCAGUCUCCAGUGACAACCUGGGACCAUCAUCAUCUACAUUUCCCUCCCUCCGCUGGCAGAGAAGUUCCCCCUCCUCUCCUCUACCUCUCUGAUGGCUCCACUCCACAUCCCAAAGGGAGCAGCUGUUUCAAAAAUACUGACUUAUACACCUUGAAUAUAUUUAGUAUUGUACUGUACAACUUUCCUCUCCAGGAUGAUGUUACAAGAUUAAAUUUUAAACACAA